AUGUCGAAUUUGGAUGAGGACCGAUCCGCAAACGAACCAGUCGAAAUAUCAGCAUGGAACGCAGCCGGCCCCGGCAUCGCGUCUUCUGACAUGUCACUGCCGUUGGAAAUUACCUUUACAGAUUUGAGCUUCAAAAUCCGAGGCAGACCGACCGACAUUCUAUCUGGUCUGCAUGGAUCAUGCAAAGCUGGCUCGAUCCUGGGAGUCAUGGGCCCCUCUGGCUCAGGGAAAUCGAGUUUCGUCAACAUUCUGGGCGGAAAGAAUAAGGCUAGCACCGGCGAGAUCUGUCUCAAUGGUUAUAAAAUGAAGCCUGCAGAACUGCGAGCGCUGAUGGGAUUUGUCCCUCAAGAUGAUCUUGUCCUCCCUGAGCUGACCGUUCGAGAGAACCUACUGCACUCGGCUCGCGUCAUGCUAGGCGGGCAACUGGCCGACCAUGAAAUUCAAGACUAUGUUGAAUCUUUGAUUGCCUCUCUGGGACUUGGAAAGGUGCAAGAUCAGAUGGUGGGCAAUGUUGCACAAAGAGGAUUGUCUGGGGGCGAAUGCAAACGGGUGAGUAUCGGCCUUGAACUCGCCGCCGCUCCCAAAGUGUUGAUCCUCGAUGAACCGACUUCGGGCCUCGACGCGACCGCGGCACUGUCCUUAAUGAGGUUGCUGCGUUCAAUCUCGCGUUGCGGAAUCAUGGUCAUCUGUGUGAUUCACCAGCCCAGGGCUGAGAUCUUCGCUCUUUUGGAUACUCUCAUGCUUCUGAACUCAGGGAACCAGGUCUAUUUUGGCGAAGCCGCCACCGCUCAAGCCUACUUCACAGACCUUGGCUAUGAGUUUCCUUCCUUCUGCAAUCCGGCGGAUAUCAUCAUGGACAUCCUCCCCAGUCAUCCCUGGGAGGAGACAGGUCUGCCAGCCAAGGAAGGGAAAUCCUGCAUGCCAGUAACAGGCAUUUCUGAUGCCGACUCGGGCGAAGCAUCCGACACUCCACAGCAUGUCCCGAGCAUUCUCCUCUCGAUUCGCCAGCGCAAAGCUUCGUGGGCGCGACAAGUCUGGCUAUCGUUUUGCCGCGGAACAGUGCAACAGACCCGACAGACCGCGAGUUUCUGCUUGGAGAUAGUAUCGGGCUCCGUCAUCGGGGUCAUGAUCGGCCUGACGGUCUUCGAGUAUCACGGCCACAUCUUCCAAGGGAUUUAUCAUCCUCCAUUCGAGUUGCUCUCCAGCGCGGUGAACUACCGCAUGGUUGCCGAGCAGGGGUUGCUUUCGUGCUUGGGCAUAGCAUGUGCAGCCGGCCCUCCAGGCGUGAAGCUACUGGGUGAAGAGAAGUUGAUCUUCCGCCGCGAACAGCAAUCCGGCCAUUCCCGGAGCGCCUAUUUCCUGGGCAAGAAUCUCUCCGUGCUUCUGCGCAUGUUCCUGUCGUCCUUGCACUACACUACCAUCUAUAUGAUUCUAGCGACCCCGACGAUCUCCUUCGGAUUUCAGCUGGCGAUUGACUUUCUGUACUUCUACUGUAUGUACGGUCUAGGCUGCAUCGUGGCCGCCAUCACGCGACGCGAAGACGGUCCACUAGUCUGCAUGUUGAGCUGCCUUGUCAUCUCUGCCCUCGGGGGCUGUGCACCCCGGCUGGCCUUGGUGAAGACGUGGCAUCUAGGCUGGUUCUGGUAUCUUUGGCCUGCGACAUGGUUUUCCGAGGCUUUCUACAACGAAAACACUUCGCCGUUCGCCUAUCUGUACCAAUUGAACGGCGCGUCGGAUUUUAUCGGUUACAAGAAUCACCGGACUGGAUUUGAUAUCGGACUACUUUUGCUGAUUGGGACAUUGUAUCGGGUGAUAUCUUAUGGGCUUUUUGUGUCUGUUGGCUGGAGGUAGAGCAUUCUGCCGAAUACCUUGGAGCAUGAAAGAAAAUGCUUCUACUCAUGGAGAAUAAUCAGCUGAAUUGGGAGGCUAUGCUGAUUGCACAUUGUCUCGCUCGAGAAACCUUUCGACCAACUGCCUGCGGAGCAUUUAAUGCUUGCUGCGGCUGUUUUAGGAAAUAACAGAGGCAAGGCGAUGAUAGCUCAUAAAUCAUGCAGCACCAAAGUCUGGCGCCGCUUAGAUAGACAUGUUAUGUAUUAGAAAGAGAGCG
Molecule: messenger RNA, 2107 nt
Organism: Aspergillus uvarum CBS 121591
Lineage: Eukaryota; Fungi; Ascomycota; Eurotiomycetes; Eurotiales; Aspergillaceae
Product: putative ABC transporter
Exons: 9
Coding region: 1-1851 (616 amino acids)
Cellular component (GO): membrane
Molecular function (GO): ATP binding; ATP hydrolysis activity; ABC-type transporter activity
Source: RefSeq, a predicted model, not a curated record